AUGCCAAUCUCGAGGAAGGCGGCGGUCCUCAUUCUGCUUUUCGCUGAUGAGAAAGGCGACCUGAAGGUCGUUAUCACAAUGCGUGCCAGUACUCUCAGUUCAUACUCUGGACAAGCAGCCUUGCCCGGUGGUAAAGCUGAACCUGGAGAAACGGCAUUCGAAGCUGCGAGAAGAGAGGCUUCUGAAGAAAUUGGCCUUCCUCGACGAUCGGAAUCCUUGCCAUCGCCGUUUCGUGUCGAGCAUCUAUGUGAAAUGCCCACAAAUCUUGCCAAGACCGAGCUUGUCGUGCGACCCUGCGUGGCUUUUCUACAUUCCCAUGACCCUGAGACUGGGUUGGAUGCCAGCGUGGCGGAAAGGCUGCUGCCUAGACUGGAUGCCAGAGAGGUAGCCGCUGUUUUCUCAGCCCCUUUCAAAAACUUCUUGUAUACGGAAGACCUACCUAACCAGCAAAACCUGCCUGGGAAACCGAGCGAUUGGUACAAAGGGACGUGGACUGAUUGGCACCAAAGUCGGUGGAGGAUGCAUAAUUUCUUUGUUCCAGUCACCAACCAAACCGUGUCAAAACCGAAGAAGAAUGAAGAUCAGAAAGCUGCAGCAAGCCAUCUAGACAAGCUAGCAAGAUAUCGAGUCUUUGGCAUGACUGCGAGAAUCUUAACUGAUGCUUCUCGCUAUGCUUACAACCAAGAACCGACAUUCGAGCAUAACAGCCAUUUUGGAGACGAAGACAUGAUAGCAAGGCUUAGACGAGUGGGUCGGCUGGGAGACAUUAGAAGACCGGGCGAUGAAUUGACAAAAGAAGACCUGGCCAAAGCCGCUAAUCUAUGA
Messenger RNA from Exophiala aquamarina CBS 119918, 825 nucleotides. RefSeq lists its product as uncharacterized. The record is from RefSeq and is a predicted model, not a curated record. Gene Ontology annotation, molecular function: coenzyme A diphosphatase activity; acetyl-CoA hydrolase activity. Bases 1 to 825 code for a protein of 274 amino acids. The transcript has a single exon. NCBI's taxonomy places the organism in Eukaryota, Fungi, Ascomycota, Eurotiomycetes, Chaetothyriales, Herpotrichiellaceae. Gene Ontology annotation, biological process: coenzyme A catabolic process.